GUUUUUGAAUCGAACGAAGAAUCAGGCCAUCUUAUCCUCACCAUUGUUGUAUCUGGCCAUUUCUUUAUUUCCCAAGGGCGAACAGUACUGGAAGGCUUCUCAUUAAUCGAUUCCCACAAGUGGCUGAGGAUAGUAAGGAGAGCAGACUGCCUGCUGCUCCGUGCACAGUCAAAGCAGAAUGAGUGCCGCAUGUUUCGUGUCCAGUUUGGGGGCAACUCCAAGGAGCAGAUGCAGGAGCUGUGCUGCAGUUGUGUACAGAAGCUUGCCGAGUACGUACCCGUUCAGGUAAUGGAGGGCCAAAGCCAGCAGCUCUGUCACAGUCAGCUGGGGCAUGGUGAAAACCAAGAGGAGGACAUGGAACAAAAUGCAGCAGUACUACAGCGACCAGAUGAGCCUCUACCAGAUUCCCGUACAAGCCUUGGAGAAAGAAGAUCCGUAACACAGCUAGCACAGGCUGUGCUGAGGAGGGGGCCCGAGCUGCCCCUCACCCACGGGCACGCAGCCUGGCACAGCUGGGAGCUGGGGCCCUUCAUCCGCCUCUGCCUCUUGGAUCAGAACUUCCCGGCUUUCGUGGAAGAGGUGGAGAAGGAACUGAAAAAGCUCACGGAAGGCUGA
Messenger RNA from Merops nubicus (carmine bee-eater), 615 nucleotides. RefSeq names its product REC114 meiotic recombination protein (gene REC114). The annotation marks the transcript as partial. The transcript has 5 exons. The record is from RefSeq and is a predicted model, not a curated record. NCBI's taxonomy places the organism in Eukaryota, Metazoa, Chordata, Aves, Coraciiformes, Meropidae.